GCCACUUGACCACAUGGCCGAAGCCCCGGCGUCCUCCCCGCGCCUCCUGAUGCGGCGCUUCUGGCAGGAGCAUUCGCGGGAGGGCUCCUUGCGGGAGAUGAUGCUGGACUCGGGGGCCGAGGAGCUCACCCAGGAGGACACCCCCGAAAUCCUGGCCCUUCUGCCUCCGCUAGAUGGGAAAGACAUACUCGAACUGGGAGCCGGCAUCGGUCGGUUCACCGGAUCCCUUGCGGAAAAGGCAAACCACGUCACAGCCGUGGACUUCAUUGGGAGAUUCCUGCUGCGAAACCAAGAAGAAAACAAACAUCGGAACAACAUCACAUUCAAGCAGGCGGAUAUUACCACGCUGGAGAUGCCGAGCGAGAGCCUGGACUUGAUCUUCUCCAACUGGCUGUUCAUGUAUCUCUCGGAUGACGAAUUGAGCGAAGCGGCCCAGAAAUUGCUUUGCUGGCUGCGUCCCGGAGGACACCUGUUCUUCCGAGAGUCUUGCUUCUUCCAGUCGGGUGACGCCCCCAGGGCCUUCAACCCCACUCGCUACCGGACCCCCGCGCAAUACAACCACCUCUUUGCUUCGCCCCAAACGGCUUCGGGAGACGAGGGCUUCGGGUUCGAGAUCGUCAUGUCCCGCUCGGUGCAAACGUACGUCAAGAGGAAGCAGAACCGGAACCAGGUUUGUUGGCUUCUCCAGAAAGUGGCCCGGAACCAAGAAGACGCCCGAGGAUACGGAACCAUCCAGAAGUUUCUGGACAACGAGCAGUAUGCGGCCCGAAGCAUCCGCCGCUACGAAUGGGUCUUUGGCCCAGGAUUCGUCAGCACCGGAGGCCUCCGGACCACCAAGGAGCUGCUGGAGAUGUUGAAUCUGAAACCGUCUCAGAAAGUGCUGGACGUCGGAUGCGGAAUCGGAGGCGGAGAUUUCUAUAUGGCGAAAGAAUUCGGUGUGGAAGUUCUGGGUAUGGAUCUCUCCCACAAUAUGAUCGAAAUGGCUUUGGAGCGAGCCCAAAAGGAGACCGGAUCGCUGGUCCAGUUUGAGCUCGGUGAUGCGACUCGGAGGAUGUUCCCGGAAGGGUCUUUUGACGUGGUUUACAGCCGGGACACCAUUCUCCACGUGGCAGACAAGCCCUUGCUCUUCCAAAGGUUCCUGUCGUGGCUGAAGCCGGGCGGUCAGCUGCUCCUCUCCGACUAUUGCUGCGGCCCUCGUCCCUGGUCAAGAGCCUUGACCGACUACGUCCAGCAAAGAGGAUACAGCCUGCUCACCCCAGAGGAAUACGGACAGGUGCUGCAGGAGUCGGGCUUCGUCCAGGUGAAGGCCUUGGACCACACGGAGCGGAUGCUGCUGGCGCUGAACCAGGAGCUGGAGGAGCUGCAGAAGAGCCGGGAAGCCUUUGUGCAGGAAUUCUCGGGGAGUGAAUUCGAAUCCAUGGCUUCGGGAUGGAGGGCGAAACUGGGUCGCUGUGCGGACGGGGACCAGCGCUGGGGCGUCUUUUGGGCCUUCAAGCCACAGUAGCCACUCUUUUCCUUUCUUUCUCUCUUUUUUUCUUCUUUCCUUUCUUUCUCUUUGCAUCCUUUCUUCUCUUUGGGUUAUUAUGAUUAUUAUUAUUAUUAUAAACCCAAGUGACAUUCUGCGCUUUCGCCAGGAGGUGGCAGCACCUUCCCAUUGGAUUUACAUAGGCCUCUUCAUGCUGUUUGGAGCCAUCAGCAGGUUAAAUAUUUUUGAAUAUUUACAUAAAACUGUAAUUUAAGAUUAAACUGUCCAACUCUGGUUAAA
This is a messenger RNA of Anolis carolinensis (green anole), 1765 nucleotides long. RefSeq lists its product as uncharacterized. The transcript has 12 exons. The record is from RefSeq and is a predicted model, not a curated record. Lineage: Eukaryota; Metazoa; Chordata; Lepidosauria; Squamata; Anolidae. The coding region runs from base 14 to 1504 and encodes 496 amino acids.